AUUUUGUUCACGAGAGAAACCGGUACAGCAUAGCACCACUGAGUUAUGUCGAGCAGAGCGAGUUCAGAGAGAGUUGAAAAUAAAUUGAAGAGCGCUGUAAAUGGACAAAUAGUGAUGAACUUGGGACAUGACACUACUAGUGAGAAGUCUAAAGUGGACUUCAUUUAUGGCGCUGUGCCUUCUCGAAGCAAGCACGACAUAUUAUUAGUCUURCAGUCCUGUGAUUACAAUGUAGAAACAGCUAUAUCUAUAUUUUCUCAGGGUCAAGAAGAAGAGGUUCUUAAACAAUGGAGCUAUAAGGGAAAGAGAAGCAAGGAUGGAAACAAGAAAAAGCGAAACAAGAAAAARCAGAAUAAUAAAGACAUUAAAGAAUCUCCUCAAACAGAAAAUAGCACAGCAACAAAAUCAACCAGUGAGACGACCAGUAUCCAUGAACAAACAUCGCAGACACUACCCGGACCAGCACUUUCCCUAAACUUGUCAAGUGAUAUACCAUCCCCAAKCCCAGUAGAAAAUGGUAUUUCGAGUCCUGACAGUUCCUCAAAUUCAUCYCCGGAGAUACUCAUGAGUACRAAACCUCCUUCAAGAUCUUCAAAUCAUUCCUCACAUCAACCAAAGCAUGCUGGMAAACAUACUAUACCUAAAYCUGAGAAGUUAAGUCCAACAUCGCACGCUGAUGCUUUGAAAAAGUCAACAAAAGACUUGACAAGAUCAAGUUUUUCUUUAGCWAGAUAUCAAGUUGUUCUUGAAGAGGAAUGUGAGCAAUCAUUUAAAAGAAUUACAAAAACAUUUGAAAAUAUAAGAAAAUGCAUCAAUGAAAGAGAAGAAUUUUUAACCAAAGCAUUAAAAGRUUUUAAAGAACAAGGAGAUAAAUUGUUACAACAGMGAUUAGAAGAUGCAGCRGCUUUACGGCUUAAAACAGAACGAGUUCAGUCGAUGCCUGAUGAACAGGUGGUCCUACUUAGAGCUGACAUCAAGAGCUUUGUAGCAGAGAGGAARAUWGAUGAAGAGUUGGCACAAACAAAACGUUUUGUUUGUGAUGAAGAAAAACUCAUCCAGGAAUUAAAGACAUUUGGUCAAGUUGUACCAAUCAAAGGCACUUAUACCCCAGUYGUGCUGAAUCAUCACAUACCCAGCUCAGUAUCAAAACCAAAGAGCAUUGCACCAGACAAGCAAGUAUCCACAUCUCUCCCGCCUAGUAGCUCCACUUCAAAACAAMCAGCCUCAACAGUCAAGUCCUCAACAGAGCAAAUAUCAAUUGCACCAACAAACAAGUCCAAUGUUUCAUCAGACAUAAAGAGCUCUUCUAAUCAUCCUUCUARUUCACUGGAUAAGCAGUUGACUCCAAAGCAAACUCCAGUUUCCAAUAAAUUGUCAUCUMAAACUAUGAAUAAUGGUUUUGAUAAUCCUCCCAAAAAUUCAACUUUCAAACAUGCCAAUGAAUCACUUCCACAAGGUGAAAGUCAAGAUGCAAGUUUGUCCGAACACCACAAAGACAAUGAGGCACAACAUAAAAAACACACCAAACCUUCAUCAAAGACAACUUCAAAGCARCCUUCACMUGCCAACACAACUUCACACAAYCAAACUGUUGGUAAAGGUAGCACUAGUUCUAGUAACAUUGAGAGCCAAGCCAAAAUGUCAGCUAUUUCUACUACCAAUGGUCCWCCUCCAAAGAUAUCUACACUCAUCUCAAUGGCUAUGGCUAAAAGUUCUGCAGUAGUUUCUGGAGAGGAUGCCACCAAUGUAGCAAACCUUCAGGAGGAAAUCAAGCAAAAGGUCAGACUCGAAGCCAKCAAAACAGACCAAAUACCACUCCACUUGYACAGGGCAAGCAGCAAAAGAAUCAUGAACCACGCCCAAGACGACCACAAUCAAGCCGUCAGCAACGAGAAGAUAAAGAGAACAAAGGUAGACAAAACCAGGUUCAUGUUGGGAAAGAGCAGCAUAACCCCAAACAAGAAAGACARUCGGAGCAGUCUCAAGAUGGAAAACGUAAAAGACAAAGAAGAAGAGGAGGAAGAGAUCGCAAACCUAAAGACAGUGAUGGAGUAGUUGAAGAAAAUGUGAAGGAUGAUCGAAUUCCARUGAAAAGUGAAGUUCCUGUCCAACAAGAUGAARUSAUAGUGACAAAUGAUGCAGCCAAUCAGAAGCCUGAACCUGAGGUUUCUAGCCCAACAGACAYUAAAGAAGAAAAUCUUCYGACCGUCGGUAACACAAAUAACACUUCUGACUCAGUGGAGACUGRAAGUUCAGGACAAGAAGUGAGCAUUGAGAAGGAAAAUGUAGACAGCGACACUCAGAAUGAUUCCAGCUUGAAGGAGGUAAAUGGAACAUCUAACCAUAAAGAUGAAACUGAAGUGCAGAGAAACACCAAUGAAGAACAUGAAACAAAGCCAAAYGAGAUCAACUCUGACAAUGUGGGGGAGUCUGAUGAGAUACCCUCUACUGCACUACCUCMAAGAUCUCCAAGAUCACAAGGCAGGCGUCGAAACAGAAAUGCUGAUGAAAAUAAAGAGAGUUCAAGUGUACAUGAUCUAAAUGGGUCUACCAAUGGAAUUAAUCAUAACAGCAGCGAUGAUGCAGAUAACACAGAGAAGAGUGUAGUUGAAACUAGUGAUCUGAAAGAAGAUAGUGUCACCAGCAAACCCUCUCAAGUAGCUAAUCCUUCCCUCAUUAAUGGACAUGAUAAAUGGCUUGAAUCUGAGCCUAUUAAGCUUGAAAUAARCCAAGAAAAAGAGCUGGAGAACCAAUCAGAGAUYGACGGUCAACAAGCAUCCAAUGGGACYGGAGAAGAAUGCCUUGUAGAGAGGUGACGACACUCAAGAUUUUACCUCUGAAUUAUAAUUAUUGUUAUUGUAGGGAAGGGGGGAGAAAAAACAAAGAGAAUUGAUAUUAUAUUAUACAUAUUAAUAUAUAUUUGCACAAUUUAUCAACAAUUCCUUCAAACAAAGGAAGAAUACACUUUAUAUUAAGAUGUUAUUCAUAGGCUUUUUGUGUUUUGGAUAUCAGGAAAAUACCAAAAAAUCAAUGCCUUAAGCUAUAUAUAAAAAAAACAGGCAGAGCUCUUUAUUAUAAUUCAUAUUUCCACAAUGCUAUGCAUAUUCAAAUAUAUUCAAAGCCACUUCAAAUGGAAGUACUACAAAUUUUGUAAAUCUUUUGUAUAGUGCCUGAAACUUCGCUUUAAACAAAAAAAAAACAUUCACUCACAUUCAUAUUUUAUGAAUGCAAUUUAUAUAUUCAGRCACUAUGGAUGCCAAUUCAUUAAAUCAAUUUCUCAGGACAAAAAAAAUCRAUAUUGUUUGUAGAAGUUUUUAUGGUUCAUUAAUCUUUACAAGACAUCARGUGUCUGUUUUGGAUUUGUKCAUAAUUACAUUGACAGGUGUAGCCAAUAAAAGACRCAAAAUGCAAAUAAAAAAGGGUUUUAUA
Messenger RNA from Exaiptasia diaphana, 3429 nucleotides. Its product is annotated as SPATS2-like protein. NCBI's taxonomy places the organism in Eukaryota, Metazoa, Cnidaria, Anthozoa, Actiniaria, Aiptasiidae. Gene Ontology annotation, cellular component: cytoplasm. The record is from RefSeq and is a predicted model, not a curated record.